Messenger RNA from Caenorhabditis angaria, 3155 nucleotides. Lineage: Eukaryota; Metazoa; Nematoda; Chromadorea; Rhabditida; Rhabditidae. The record is from the annotation of a GenBank genome assembly.
AUGUGGUUAUUCUCAUCGAAAAGAUUCAAACUUUUAAAAACAAUAGCUUUGCUUAUAGUCUUCAUUUAUUUAUUGUAUUUAUAUUUACCAUAUGACUGGUUGAAACGAACAAAAAUCGGGGUACAAUUUCGACAAUGGAUGGCUGGUGAUGCCGUGUUCUAUAACACUUGUCAUCGUCCGAAAUAUGAUCCGUGGAAUGAGGAAAUGUUGGAGGUUUGUUCUUGAUUUAUUUCGCUUGUAUUUAAAAAAUUUCCCUAUUUUUCAGCAUAUCGACAUGAAUUUCAAUCCAGUUUCAAAUUGCGAUAAAACCUUCAAACCUUUCACCAAACUAGAAAAUGGACAUUGGUCAAUAGUUGAUGAAAAAACAAAGUGUCGAGCAAGGUUUGAAAAUCAAAAAUCAGUAAUCCAAAAAUACAUAUAGAACCUUACUUAUAGAUGUCAAAGAUACAAGGGAGAACGCGAGAAUGAUAUUGGUGAUUGGAUGGAUAAAGCUGGACCAGUUGAUUGUGAGAUAUUGGAAACUGUUUGUUCGAAUGAGACACAUAAGGAUAUGUAUGGGUUUUUGCAUAGUCAAAUUAUUGAGACGUGAGUUAGGGAAACUGUAUCGCACGAUUUCGUCAUCAAAAACUCCAGAACUCAAUUCUCUGAUGAGUUAUGACCUGAUAGCAUAACCUUGUUCAGAAGGGCUGAUUACAUUAGCAGAACAUUUUUGCUCUUGAGAUUCUGUACAAAAUGAGCACAAAGUUAGAGAAUUUUAAGCUUUUAGGGCUGAACUAGGAUUUUCGAAACUCUUAUCUAUGUAAUCGACCCUUCUGAACAAGUUUAUGCUAUCAGAUUUACAUGAAAAUCAAAAAUCCGCUAAAAAUCAUGGUCAAACUUUCAGUUGUUCACCACAAAAUUUUCCAAAAAUUCUGGAAAAUCUAAAAAUCAUGCAUGCAAAGUCAAAAUUUCGAAAUUCUCGAAAUUUAUCGGUAUUUGUGUGUAAAUGCGGAGCGGGCCUAACAAAGUCGGAAAAAAGUCGGAUAAUUUUGCCACGUCAUAACUCAUCAGCGAGUUGCAAUUUUCGAGCGGAGCGAGUGUAAACCGCUAUCUUCCUUGUAGCGGCACGCGGAAGCUCGCAAAAAAAUCCAUGAUUUUUAUAGACCUUUGGAUCCACCGAAAAAGAACAUUUCCGGAAUGCAACAAUUCGAUGUAGUUGUUAUAUUGCUCGAUUCGUUAUCAUAUACCCAAGCAGUUCGAUCACUUCCAUCAACUCGCUCAUUCUUCAAAAGUCACAUGGAGGCUAUCGAAUUUCCAUACUUGAAUAAAGUCGGUGAAAACAGUCGUCCCAAUAGUGUUGCAUUAUGGUAUGGAAAAUCAUUGGAAAGCAUCGAUCGAAGUUUAUAUGAUGAAGAAUCGAUUGACGAAGAUUGGAAACACGAAUAUUUUUGCUAUGAAUUCAAGGAUAACGAGACGCAUUUGUUCAAAGAGUUUCAUGAGCAUGGAUAUAAAACAAUGUUAGCUGAAGAUUGGGCUGAAGGUUCGGCGAAUUGGCCGGAUUGUGUAGGAUUCAAAAACCCGCCGACUGAUCAUUAUAUGCGACCAUUUCAAUAUGCUUAUGAGAAAGUAGCUGAAAAUAUUACGAAAAAACAUUUGGAAGGUCAUUUGUGUCGAGAAUAUCACCACACAUUGUUCGAUUAUCUUGAGCAAUUUCAGAAUUCUUAUACAGAUAAUGUUCCGAAAUUCAGUUGGUUCUGGUCGGCACACAUCGGACACGAUGAUGAGAACGGAUUCUUCCGCGUAGACAGGGAACUUCAACAAUAUCUUUUCAAGAAUCGCAAAAAACUCGAGAAUUCGUUUGUUUUUAUACUUGGCGAUCAUGGACUUCGAUUUGGAGAUCAGACUGAAACAACGACGGGCAGUUUUGAGAAGAACAAUCCGUAUCUUGGAAUAUCGAUACCGAAAGAGUUGCGAGAUUCGACUGAUUUAUUGAAAAUGAUGGAGAUGAAUGCCAAAGAUUUGCAAACACAUUAUGAUACAAGAGCGACAUUUUUGGAUAUUUUGAAGGUUGGUUUUGGGAAUUUUUGAAUGAGGCUUUGGCGCUGAGGAAGAGAGAGUAUAGGAUAGUUAGAGACGCAGAGGAUUUAGUAGCUAUUGCUAAUAUUAAAUGAGAAGUUCGAGUUGGAAAUUGCUUAGAUUAGAGAGUGUGAGAUAGUUAGAGACGCAGAGGAAUCAGUAGAUAUUGCUCAUAUUAAAUUUUCCAGUUAGAGAUUGCUCAGAUUGAAGAAUAUAGGAAAAUUAGAGACGCAGAGAAUUCAGUAAAUAUCACUCAUAUAAAAUAAGAAAUUCGACUUGGAGAUUGCUCAGAGUAGAGAAAAGAGGAUAGUUAGAGACGCAGAGGAUUCAGUAGAGAUUACUCAUAUUAAAUAAGAAGUUCGAGUUGGAGAAUGCUCAGGUUAGAAAGUGUGAAAUAGUUAGAGACGCAGAGGGUUCAGUAGACAUUGCCCAGGUUAAAGUUUAUCAAAAAAUAAAGCUGUUUCUCAUCAGAAAAACUUAAUUUCCAGUAUCAAUCAAAAUCCGGAUUCCUGGAAACCGAAACCCUAGAUAUUCCUGAAGAAAAAGGUCAUUCACUCUUCCGCCAUCAACCAAAUUCGACAAGAACUUGUAGAACACUUCCAAUUCCAACCGAAUAUUGUAUUUGUCAGUUUGAUAUUGUUGAAGAGGACAGGUAAAUGAAUCAAUAAACCAAACUAUGAAAAUCAAAAAUUUUUCAGCACUUCAAGUUUGGCUGAAAAUAUUGGUAAAGCCGUUAUUGAUUCAAUAAAUUCGAAAUUGAAGCAAGGUGGAUUUGAAGAUAAAUGCACAGUAAUGGAAUUUGAAAAGGUACGUUCAGAAUUUUAGAAAAAUCAAUUGGAAUCCAAUAUUUCCAGACACUAUCUCUCAAAAAAUUCAAAAACACUUUCGAUGGUUUCUACUCGAUUAAUCUCAAAGUCAAAGGAGAAAGCGGAGCAACUUUUAAAGCAAAUGUAGAAGCGAAAAACAUGUUUAGCAUCAUUAUUCAUGGAACAAUUGAAAGAACUUCGAUUUAUGGAAGAACUGCUGAUUGUAUCAAAUCAGAAGUUCAUCGACCAUUUUGUUAUUGUCGUGAACAACCGAAAAAGGUUUCCUUUUUGUAA